Molecule: messenger RNA, 963 nt
Organism: Morchella importuna
Lineage: Eukaryota; Fungi; Ascomycota; Pezizomycetes; Pezizales; Morchellaceae
Exons: 3
Coding region: 1-963 (320 amino acids)
Source: RefSeq, a predicted model, not a curated record
AUGGGAGAUCGCAGAGCCUUCAGAACCCUGAUGUACCACGGGGAAGAAGCACUCCACUUGCUUCGCAACGUUCAACCCCAAAAUGAUAUCGAACCCCAGGUGUUUGAAGAAUUCCUCAAGCUCCUCCAGGAGAUUAAACUUGCUGCUACUCAAGCUGCUGCAGGUUUUUGUAACGGUGAUGACCUACUUGAGAACCAAGGGGGUGUUGGUGAACGCAGUCAGAAAAAUGUUGAUCAACCUUUUCUAAGAGCCUCUGCGGCUCCACAGGAACCCUUGGUUCAAGAAGUCCCGGCUCGUAAAGUCUAUGGAGCUUAUGUGCAGCAACCCUUCCUGAAGGGAUGGCUCGAAAAUCCUAGGCCUGCCCCGGCACCUCCUGGUCUUCAGAGGGGUCCUAUCAUUAGAUCCAAUUCUCCUUCUUUGCAAUUGGUGAUUGAUCCUACCCACUGCGGAGAGCCUGCCCCGGCGCCUCCAGGUCUUCAGAGGGAUCCUAUCAUUAGAACCCGCUCCACUUCCAUGGUGAUUGAUCCUCCUCGCUGGAGACAGCCGGCCCCGCAGCGCGAGAUCGCUGUUGGUGAGAACGGGGCUCUGGCUGGCCUUGGUCAAAACCAGCCGAGAGUAGCCUUCGGAGUGCUCCGGGCAGAGGGACGUUUCCCGGCUGCCCUAGGCCUCCUUCCACGCUACCAACAUUCGGCCGCGCCGCCUGAACUAUCUUCAUUUGCAGCGGGCGAUAGCUUCGCGACCCGCAGUGGCGAGGGCUUUAGGCGCAGGUGGGAUAUCGACGAGGAUCCAUAUUGGGAGUACGCCAAUGAGGACGAGGCAGAAAGCGCCAACAGGGCUGGGGGUGCUGUUGAUGCGGCCGAUGACGCUGAAGAAAGCACUGGUAGUGAGGAGGAGAAGGAGGAGGGGAAGGUUGGUUGGAACACUAGGCCGCGUGUUUGCGCCGGGCCCUGCCGUUACUUUUAG